Gigantopelta aegis is the source of this 1090-nucleotide messenger RNA. RefSeq names its product transmembrane protein 203-like. The transcript has 2 exons. Gene Ontology annotation, biological process: intracellular calcium ion homeostasis. NCBI's taxonomy places the organism in Eukaryota, Metazoa, Mollusca, Gastropoda, Neomphalida, Peltospiridae. Bases 575 to 979 code for a protein of 134 amino acids. The record is from RefSeq and is a predicted model, not a curated record. Gene Ontology annotation, cellular component: endoplasmic reticulum.
CCGGAAGUUACACUGUUGUAGGAGGUUUCUGUUUACAUAUAUGGUUUAGUUCCGAUUUUUUUCAACGUGAAAGUUGUAUUUUUAUUUAUGAAGAAUACCGACUUCGUGUAUGAUCUGGUUUAUCGCCACAUAGUGGUUUAACUAGUGUACGUUAUACGACUGAAACAGAGUCUACCACCAGUUGCCGUCAUGUGACCGUUUUGAAUUUAAGCAGAUUUCUUUUGGAUUGGGAUUGAAGUUAUUGGCCAAACAUUGUAUAUGUGACAGCUAUAGCAGUAUGCUAUCUUAGUGAAAGAUAUUCCGACAGUUACUUUGACUUUUUAUACAAAUGUGUUUCCCGACCCUGAAUCUUUCAUAUAGGUCCUAAUUGACAAUCCAGUCACACUGGGAAUAAUAUUCAUCUUUAUUAUGAAAUAGAAAACACUGGCACACUGGAAAAUCUCACACAUCCUUAUUUCAAAAUGAGUCUUUUCAGUUGAUGGCAAGAAUGGAAAGUGUAUCUCAUUGAACAUGCGAAAUGUGAUUCAGUAAAAUUGUGUGUGCCGCUCUAACUCUCUGUUGAGAGAAAAUCACAAUGUUUUUCACGUUACGCGAGCUGGUGUGCUGGCUACGAAUGACAGGAUUUGAGAUAUGGAUGCACCUCAUCUCAGUGUUGGUGUUCUCAGUUCUUGCUGUGUUGAAGUACGAAGACAUCAUCGGCAAGUCGUGGUGGAUCUGUUUUAUUCCUCUCUUCGUCUGUGACGGACUGUGUGCGUAUUUUUGCGUCAUCGUUUUUAUUCGCCAGUAUGAAGAAAACGGCCUCAAAACGGCAGGAAUUCGCUUCUUGACUUCUCUACUGAGCAUCAUAUUACUGUUUGUGUUUAAAUUCCUCCUCUGUGAAAAGUUCAGUCAGACUCGGUCAUUAUCAUCGUCAGAAGUGAUGGCUCCCAUAUUUAUUUUCUUACCAAUUGUGAUGGUGCGUGCAUGUCGGGUUCAUUAGUAUAUAGUAUAUGAUGGUUGUAUUCACUGUCGGUGAUGUUUGAUUUUCUUGCCACUUCACCUUGGAUGUUGAUAUGAAAGGUUAUUUUUAUAAUAAAAUUAUGAACUGUGA